AUUCAUUCUUACCAAUUGCACAACAAUGUAUCAAUCAUCAGAAUAUCUUGACACAAAUGUGGGAGAUGAUGCAGGUUUGACUGACAUCUAUGAUUGCCGGGCUAUUGGAUUUUCAUCCAUGUUUGUGAUACCCAAGGUUUUAAGGACGAUGAAGACGACAGAAAUGUGGACAAAUUCUUCGAGGAUUUGGGAUCGGAUGCGAAGCAAAAGGUAUCGAUCUGCGCUGAUUAUUGGCCUUGACACCAAAACUCAACCAGAGAGGAAGACUGAUCUACUUGGUGGGAGCUGUAGAGAUCUGAAGACUCGUUUGGCCAUUGUUCAUCUCAGCAACCUUUGAGCUGCUUCCACCGAUCUGUGUGCUUAUGGAAUUCGAGGGGAAAUGUUACAAUAUCCAAAUGCAGGAUGCGAAAUGCCAAAGUUAUUUUUUGGAGAAAAUGCUUCGAGUGGACAAGAUAUCUUCAAGGCACAAGCGCUCCAAGAGUGAAUCCUACCAGAGAAACAGAGAAGUUGAAUUGGAGACUCUGCCUGGAUCAAUCCACCAUGCUAAGCCGGUCAUUGGAGAGUCUACCGGUGACAGUGAGAUCAGAAAUAAGCCAUUGCCUGAAGCUAGUGUCCGAAAUUCAUUGAAGUAUGAGAUUCUGCAGCUUGAGAAGCGGCUACAAGAUCAAAUGAUGAUGCGAUGUGCUUUAGAAAAGGCAAUGGGAUUUGGCUCUUCUGCAGUUUGCUCCUCAAAUGAAAGAUCAGUGCCAAAGCCUACAAAGGAACUGAUAAGGGAGAUAGCUGUAUUGGAAUUAGAGGUUAUGCAACUAGAGCAGUAUCUGUUAUCACUUUAUCGCAAGGCAUUGAAUUCCAAACCUGAGUUGCUCCACGAAUCUGCAAAACUCAGAAUCUCAUCUAAUAGAGGAAACUCAAGAGUGCAAUCUAGUCAGACAGAGCUGCCUCAGAAAUGGACUGCCGACUUGGUUAAUGAAGGUUGUGAAAUCAAGUGCCAGGAAACUCUAUUAGGUCCUGGCAUUCGUCGCAGCCAUUCUUCUCUUUCUUACCGUGCAACUUGUUCUGCUAGGAUUUCACCCUCACAAGAAAGUCUAGCUAGAGCUCUUCACUCAUUCCAUUCUCAACCUUUGUCUUUUCUCAAGGCAAAACAAAAUGUUAAUUCUGGGGUGAUCAGCUUAGCCGAAUAUCUUGAGACUGGUAUCACUGAUGAUGUUCCAGAGUCUCCUAAUAGACUUUCGGAAGACAUGGUUAGAUUAAUGGGUGCUGUUUAUUGCAAACUUGUUGACCCUCCUUUGGUUUUUCAUGGCUUUUCAUCUUCUCCGGCUACGUCCUCCUCAUCUAUGAGUGCACUAUCUCCCCACUAUCCCGGAGAAUUGUGGAGUCCUGGUUAUAAAAGGGAAUCUAAUCUAGAUUCUCGCUUGAUAAAUCCUUUUCAAGUUGAAGGACUGAAAGAAUUCAGUGGACCAUACAACGCAAUGGUGGAGGUGCCUCUUAUUCGUAGAGACCGUCAAAGACUGAGGGAUGUUGAAGACAUGCUACAUAACUACAAGUUAAUCCUUCAUCGGUUGGAGAUAGUUGAUCCAAGGAAGUUGAAAAAUGAUGAAAAGCUUGCCUUUUGGAUAAACAUACACAAUGCUAUAAUCAUGCAUGCAUACGUCGAAUAUGGAAUUCCCGAGGGGAAUGCGAAAAAGACUUCUUUGUCGAUCAAGGCUAUGUGCUCCAUAGGUGGUCGUUCUGUAAAUGCAGCUAUGAUACAAACUUAUAUUCUUGGGUGCAGGACACACUAUACUGGGCAGUGGCUUCGGACAUUGCUCUAUCCAAGGUUGAAGCACAAGGCUGGAGUCCAAUGGAAAUCCUACGCAAUUGAACAACCAGAACCUCUUCUACACUUUGCACUUUGUUCAGGCAGCCAUUCUGAUCCCGCGGUUCGAAUCUAUUAUUCAGAUCGAUUGUUCCAGCAGCUAGAAUCAGCAAAGGAAGAUUACAUUCGUGCCACCGUUGGUAUUUGGAAGGAACAGAAGAUCCUUCUUCCAAAGCUCAUAGAUUCAUAUGCCAAGGACUCAAAACUAAGCUCUCAAAGAUUGGUGGACAUGGUUCAGUGUUACCUUCCUGAGACUCUUAGGAUGGCCAUGCAGAGAUGCCAAAAUGGCAGAUCCAAGAAGACCAUCGAGUGGGUUCCCCACAUCUUCAGUUUCAGAUACCUGCUCUCAAAAGAAUUGACAAGUUACAGCAGAUAGAAAGAGACUUAAUAAUCAGAUUUGGCUGCCAUGAGUGAGCUGAUGGUUCCAUUACUUUGUUUCUUCUUCACAGGAAAAAGGAGUUGGCAAAUUUGUAUAUGGAGGUUGCAAUGUAAUUUACAUGUGUAUGUACAGUCCAAAUGAACCUUGAUCAACAAGGUCUAGUGAGUUUGCCUUUCUUUUUUUCUUUUGAGGAAAUUGCAUAGAUUGGACUGAUUAGUUUCAAGAAAUGUUGGAGUUUUACA
Molecule: messenger RNA, 2476 nt
Organism: Musa acuminata AAA Group (dessert banana)
Lineage: Eukaryota; Viridiplantae; Streptophyta; Magnoliopsida; Zingiberales; Musaceae
Exons: 14
Coding region: 363-2231 (622 amino acids)
Source: RefSeq, a predicted model, not a curated record